GUUGGUCAAUAGACAGGGAGUUGGAAUUAGCAACUGUGAAGAGCUAGUACUGUGCUGCCAGUAGUAACAGGACACAAGCCCAGUCAAGUGGUUAAUAGGGACGGAAGCUCUGCUGAGACUGAAGGGAAGGGAGGUCUGGCUUGGACUAAGGGGGUCACCUCCCCCGCAUGGUAGCCAGUAAGGUUUUAAGGGGGAAGGUUGGGGAAGUGGAUAAUCAGGCUCAUUAAAUGCUCACUUAGAUUCCUUCACGCUCUGAUGGGAUAGACCUGAAUACCUUGCAUCAUGGGCAACACGGCCAUGUGGAAGGUGUGCGGCUCAGACAAGGGCCUGAGGACAGCCGGGAGUCAGUCUGACCUGGACCAGAAUCCUGCGUCAGACUACUACUGCGUGGAGCAUUUUCCUGUGCAGCCUCCACUGACGGUGUCGGACAGUAACACCAGUUUCCUGCGAGCAGCGAGGGCAGGGAACAUUGACAAGGUUUUGGAAUAUCUGAAAGGGGGAGUGGACAUCAGCACCAGCAAUCAGAAUGGUCUUAAUGCACUGCACCUGGCAGCCAAGGAGGGCCAUGUGGACCUGGUCCAGGAGCUGCUGGACAGAGGUGCAGCAGUGGAUUCAUCCACAAAGAAAGGAAACACAGCACUUCACAUAUCCUCUCUAGCUGGUCAGGCUGAAGUGGUGAAGAUCCUGUCCAAACGAGGAGCAGACAUCAACUCACAGUCCCAGAAUGGAUUCACUCCCUUGUACAUGGCUGCCCAGGAGAAUCACCUAGAUGUGGUGCGUUACCUUCUGGAGAAUGGAGGCAACCAGAGCACUGCUACAGAGGAUGGCUUUACUCCUCUGGCCAUCGCCCUGCAGCAGGGCCACAACCAAGUGGUUUCUAUCUUACUUGAGAACGAUACUAAAGGCAAGGUCCGCUUACCUGCCCUGCACAUUGCUGCCCGCAAGGACGACACCAAGUCAGCCGCCCUGCUCCUCCAGAACGACCACAACGCCGAUGUCCAGUCGAAGAUGAUGGUCAAUAGGACUACUGAGAAUGGCAAGAGUGGAUUUACCCCCCUUCAUAUCGCUGCCCACUACGGGAACGUCAAUGUGGCCACGCUCCUGCUGAACCGAGGGGCAGCAGUUGACUUUACUGCAAGGAACGGUAUUACUCCCCUACACGUGGCCUCCAAGCGUGGCAACACUAACAUGGUUCGUCUGUUAUUGGACCGUGGCUCUCAGAUUGAUGCUAAAACAAGGGAUGGUCUGACUCCCCUCCACUGUGCGGCUCGAAGUGGACAUGAUAUACCUGUCGAGCUGCUGCUGGAGAGAGGAGCACCCUUGCUGGCCAGGACAAAGAACGGACUGUCUCCUCUCCACAUGGCAGCACAAGGUGAUCACGUUGAAUGCGUCAAACAUCUUCUGCAGCACAAGGCGCCUGUUGAUGAUGUGACAUUGGACUACCUGACAGCGCUCCAUGUGGCAGCACACUGUGGUCAUUACAGAGUCACCAAACUACUGCUGGACAAGAGGGCCAACUCCAACGCCAGGGCACUGAAUGGCUUCACUCCACUGCACAUAGCCUGUAAGAAAAACCGUGUAAAGGUGAUGGAGCUGCUGGUCAAGUAUGGAGCAUCUAUCCAGGCCAUUACAGAGUCUGGUUUAACACCCAUCCACGUCGCAGCCUUCAUGGGUCACCUGAACAUUGUUCUGCUGCUGCUGCAAAACGGAGCCUCGCCAGACGUCAGCAACAUACGUGGAGAAACAGCGCUACACAUGGCAGCUAGGGCAGGACAGGUGGAGGUGGUUCGAUGUUUGCUGAGGAACGGAGCAAUAGUGGAUGCCAGAGCUCGGGAGGACCAAACUCCCCUCCAUAUUGCAUCCCGUCUGGGCAAAACAGAGAUUGUCCAACUGCUGCUGCAACACAUGGCCCAUCCUGAUGCUGCGACGACCAACGGCUACACCCCCCUCCAUAUCUCCGCUAGGGAGGGGCAGGUGGAGACGGCCUCUGUGCUGCUGGAGGCCGGGGCUUCUCACUCACUGGCCACCAAGAAAGGUUUUACUCCCCUGCACGUCGCCUCCAAGUACGGAAGCCUGGAUGUAACCAAACUUCUACUCGAGCGUCGCGCAGCACCUGAUUUUGCUGGGAAGAAUGGCCUCACCCCGCUCCAUGUGGCAGCACAUUACGAUAACCAGAAGGUUGCGCUCCUGCUUUUGGACAAAGGAGCCUCCCCCCACACCAUGGCCAAGAAUGGCUACACGCCUCUCCACAUCGCAGCGAAGAAGAACCAGAUGAAAAUUGCCACAGUUCUUCUGCAGUAUGGAGCCAAGACCCACGUCCUGACCAAGCAGGCCGUCACCCCGCUCCAUCUGGCCUCCCAGGAGGGCCACACAGACAUGGCUGCCCUGCUCAUGAGCAAAGGAGCCGAGGUCAACGUUCCCACCAAGAGCGGCCUGACUGCCCUCCAUCUGGCAGCCCAGGAAGACAAAGGGGCCGUUGCAGAGAUCCUCACUGGAAACGGAGCCAACCUCGACCAGCAGACCAAAUUGGGAUACACCCCGCUAAUUGUAGCAUGUCACUACGGUAAUGCCAAGAUGGUCAACUUCCUGCUUCAGAAUGGAGCCGGUGUCAAUGCCAAAACCAAGAAUGGAUACACCCCCCUUCACCAGGCAGCCCAGCAAGGCAACACACACAUCAUCAAUGUUCUGCUGCAAUACGGCGCCAAGCCCAACGCUAUAACUGUGAAUGGUAACACUGCUCUGGGUAUUGCUCGGAGGCUGGGCUACAUCUCUGUCGUGGACACACUGAGGGUCGUCACAGAGGAGAUCAUCACCACCACCACGACGGUGACAGAGAAACACAAGCUGAACGUGCCAGAGACCAUGACUGAAGUGCUGGAUGUCUCAGAUGAAGAGGCCUUGAAAACCAUUGAUGAUGAUGAUGUUAUGUCCGAUGACCCCACGGACAUGGAAGGUGAUGACACGAUGACAGGCGACGGAGGGGAGUACCUGAGGGCUGAGGACCUCAGGGAGCUGGGGGACGACUCCCUUCCGGGGCAGUACCUGGAUGGAAUGAACUACCUCAGCUUCAGCAUGGAGGGAGGACGCACUGACAGUCGAAUGCAAAGUUCAGACAGGUCCUUCACCCCCACCCACCAAAGCUACUACUCCCCUAAACACGAAGGCCUGAUGGAGGAAAUGCUCACCAGCCACCAGGUUUCAUCACUUGCAAGGGAGAAUGAGAGGGAUUCAUACAGAAUGAGCUGGGCAACAGAAAACCUGGACAAUGUGGCUUUAUCCUCCAGCCCUAUCCACUCUGGCAAUUCCUCUCCGUGCCAUGAUCAUGGAGACCACAGCAGCUUCCUGGUCAGCUUUAUGGUGGAUGCCAGGGGUGGAGCCAUGCGUGGUUGUCGACACAAUGGCCUGCGCAUCAUCAUCCCUCCCAGGAAGUGCAGCGCGCCCACACGGGUGACCUGUAGGCUGGUGAAGAGGCACCGUUUGGCUUCCAUGCCACCGAUGGUUGAGGGAGAAGGCCUGGCCAGCAGACUCAUCGAGGUCGGGCCCUCAGGAGCCCAAUUUCUCGGUAAACUUCACCUCCCCACUGCCCCUCCACCUCUUAAUGAGGGGGAGAGUUUGGUUAGCAGAAUCCUCCAGCUUGGCCCGCCGGGGACAAAAUUCAUUGGUCCUGUGAUCGUAGAGAUCCCCCACUUUGCAGCCCUGCGGGGGAAAGAGAGGGAAUUGGUGAUACUGAGGAGUGAGACAGGAGAAAGCUGGAAGGAGCAUCACUGCGAACACACCCAAGAGGAACUCAACCAGAUACUCAAUGGCAUGGAUGAGGAGUUGGACACACCGGAGGAGCUGGAGAGAAAGCGCAUUUGCCGUAUCAUCACCAGAGAUUUCCCACAGUACUUUGCAGUGGUGUCACGCAUCAAGCAGGACAGUAAUCUGAUUGGCCCUGAGGGAGGUAUACUGAGCAGCACAGUUGUGCCCCAAGUGCAGGCAGUUUUUCCCGAGGGGGCCCUCACCAAGAGGAUCAGGGUCGGACUUCAGGCACAGCCAGUGAAUAUAGAUGUAGUGAGGAAGGUCCUAGGGAACAAGGCCACCUUCAGCCCCAUUGUCACCCUGGAGCCACGCAGGAGGAAGUUCCAUAAGCCCAUCACCAUGACCAUACCUGUUCCCAAGAGCAACUCUGACCCAGUACAAAACAGUUUUGGAGGGGACACCCCCACCUUACGACUGCUCUGCAGUAUUACUGGUGGAACAACGCCAGCCCAAUGGGAGGAUAUAACGGGAACCACUCCAUUAACAUUUAUUAAUGACUGUGUCUCCUUUACCACCAAUGUGUCUGCUAGAUUCUGGCUCAUAGACUGUCGUCAAAUCCAGGAAUCUGUCAACUUCUCCACUCAGGUGUACCGCGAGAUCAUCUGUGUCCCUUACAUGGCCAAAUUCGUCAUCUUUGCCAAGACCCAUGACCCCAUUGAGGCCCGCCUGCGCUGCUUCUGCAUGACUGACGACAAGAUCGAUAAAACCCUGGAGCAGCAGGAGAACUUUACUGAAGUGGCCCGCAGCCGAGAUGUAGAGGUCCUGGAAGGAAAACCUAUCUAUGCAGACUGCUUUGGAAACCUUGUUCCCCUCACCAAAAGUGGCCAGCAUCACCUCUUCAGUUUCUUUGCCUUUAAGGAGAACAGAAUAGCACUCUUCAUCAAAAUCAGAGACAACACUCAGGAGCCAUGUGGACGUCUGUCCUUUAUGAAAGAACCUAGGAACUACAGGUCACUCACCCAGAACGCCAUAUGCAACCUCAACAUUACCCUCCCAUCAUACUGCAAGGAGUCCGAUUCAGACCAAGAGCAAGAGGAAGAGACCAGCAGAACACUAGAGAAAUAUGAAGAGACGGAGACAUCAGUCCUGAAAUCAGAGCUGAUUCGAGAACCAGACCUCCUCUCCGACGUGUCAGAGAUGAAACAAGAUUUGAUCAAAAUGACUGCCAUCUUGACUGCAGACUCCACAGAGAAAUCCCCUACCUUAGGAGGGUGUGGUCUAGAGAAAGGGACUGAGGACAUUUCUGGAGAACCAUUAGAAAUAAUGGAGAAGGACUUAGAGAAAGUCAAAGAGGACCUAGAGAAAGUCAGUGAGAUAUUGAGGAGUGGAACAUAUGAGAGCAAGGUGUCAGAAGAGGCAGCAAAAGCAGCUAGAAUAUUAGAGGAGUGGGUUCUCCUCUCAGACAGUGAGAUAGAACAAGCCAAAAAGAUGGCAACUUUAGAAAUUCAAGAGCCUGUCUUACGGGAAAGUAGAGCAAACAGAGGGGCUCCCAGACCUAAGGCCAUAAAGGACAGUGGUGAUCUUAAAGAAUACCUCCUGGAUGCACCGUUAAAAGCUAAAAAAGAGCCAGCCAUCCAAGAAAGAUUCACUGAUGUGGAACUACGUAAAAGUGCUAAAGCGACCACUCCAACCAAAGUACAUGACAAAACCAUUGCUGGUGAUUUAAAAAAGCCAGUCAGAAGGAAGGGGAAAGACCACGGGCAGGCAGAGCAAUCAACAGAAGCAGGUGCUCUUCUGAGUGUGUCAACAGCCCCCACUCCAGCAUCGCCUGUAUCCCCAGUAGUGGAAGAAACUCCAAUUGGGUCAAUAAAGGACAAAGUCAAAGCUUUACAACAAAAAGUUGAGGCAGAGCAAAAGAGCAAAAAGGUCACUGGAAGCACACCUUCACAAUUGCCUGUUAUGGGGAAACCAUCUCCCAAAGACAAAGAAAGCCCUAAAUCAAAAAAGGGCCCCCCUAAAUCCCCUAAAUCGGAAUUGGAAAAACUUGAGACCAUGUCAGUUAAAGAACUAAUGCAAGCAUUCCAAACGGGGCAGAACCCCUCAAAGAGAAAGUCUGGACUGUUUGAGCCCACUACAUCAAGAUCAGAGAAAACCACAAAAUCAGAAACCAUCCAGCCAAAAUCUAUCACCAAAGCAAUAACCUCACGUGUUUCUCAAGAGCUAUCUUUGGAUUCCAAAACUCUCAAGAAAGAGACCACUCAGCAAGAAAGAAAGAAAGAAACCAAGACAGUUGCUUCUGCCCAUUCAGAGCUGACUGAAACGGUAGACUUUGGAAAUGGUGGCCUUGAUGACAGCUCUGACAGCUUAAAACAUGAGGGUGCGGCAGAUUCACUAACUGCUAGUUCUGGAGAUGGAACUACUCAUCUGAGCUCCGAGGACAGCUACAAACAUGAGGGUUUAGCCACUCCAGGCACAAGUCCUGAAAGUCUGUGUCUUUCUCCCAAAACUGGACAGCGCACAAAUUCAUCACCAGCUAGCAAAGCAGUCCAAAAACAAAGUAAAGACACAGAGAAGUCUGGACACACUGGUGUAGGGGCCACUGGUGACCAACAAGCAACAGAAUUGACCCUCCCUGUUUCUACCAGCAAGGCUGCAGAUGACCACACUACAAGUGAGUCCAUAUCUGGUGGGAGGAGUGAGUCAAAGCCAUCGAAACCUCAAAAUCUAACAAAGAGAAUUUCAGAGACUGUAGAAACUUUUCUCAGUCAGGAUGAGAGUCCUAAUCAUCAGCUAGAUUUGCCUUUAAUUUGUUCUCCAACCUCUAGAUCCUUUUCUCAGCGCAAAGAAAGCUUAGAGCUGCCUUUAAAACAAGACUCAGAAGCUCUCAGUCCAUUAGCUGAUGACUCUUUGACAAUAAGCCACAGAGAUUCUUUAGAGGGUAGUCCUCUCAUGGAAGAAAAUUCCUCCCAUAAGUCCCCAGACUCCAUUGAACCUAGCCCAACCAGGGAAUCACCUCCUCAUGACUCUUUAGAAAGCAGCCCUGUCGAGCAAAAAAAUUACCCUUUUCUCCCAUUGACACUAUUUCCACCUGGUAACACCAAAUCUUCAGAAUUCCCUCACGAUGCUUUGCGUGGUAGGCUGCUUCGAGACCAUGAGGCUAGUGCUGAUGAUGACAGUUGUGAGCAGACAUCUCAGAUGACAAGUUCUGGUAAGAGUCCACUCUCCCCCGAUACUCCUAGUUCUGAAGAGGUAAGUUAUGAGGUAAACCCCAAACCCCCUGACCAUACAUUCCUCUCUGUUCCAUCCAAACCGGCUGUCAUCCCUGAAGACCCAGGAGAAGAGGAUACGUCAGACAGCUAUGAAGCUAAGAGAAAAAUCACUCCUGAGGAGGAAAUGUUUAAGAUGGCAGCCAAAAUAAAAACAUUUGAUGAAAUGGAACAAGAAGCGAAGAGCAACAAGAAGUCUAGAAAAGAUUUGUUUCCCUCAGCAAAUGCCACAAUAGGGGAUGGCAGCUAUGAAACAUUAGAGGCCACAAGUGAGAACCUUUCGCAAAGUGAAUGUGGGCUCCAUAGAUCCACAGAAGAUUCAAAGUUAGCUGUCUUUUUUGAUCCCCAUAAUAAAGUACAACCUCCCUCUCCUUUUUCAGCAGGUUUGCAUGACGGAUCCCACAGCAAAGAGGUCAAGAACACAACAACAGCCAGUAUCACUUCAGAGGGACCUAACUCUGUCUCAGACCAGCAUCCUUCAAAAUCUAAACUGGAAACCUCCCAAGAACAAAGACUCUCUCCAUCUUUGAAAUCUGACAAGGACAGUAGUGCCAAAAACACUACUGAAACAUCAAACACUGAAAACAGGACUGAUGAGCAAAAGGAGGAGUGCUUAAGGACAUCAAUGGAAAACAAAGGAGACAGCAAGAAUGGUCAAGAGUUAGGUGUUAGCAGGCUACUGACUGGUACGAUAAAACAAGCUAGCAAUAUAACAGAUGAAAUCAAAGGAGGGCAUACACUAGCACCAGAAGCUACACUUGGUGAAACUGUUGCUACAGAUCAAACAAAAGAAAUGUUCAAACCGGAGGUCUGUAUCUACGAUGACACAGAGGAAGAUGAUGAGGCAUUGGAACCUCCCAGAACUGAGUCAAAAGGUGUCACUGCAAACGUAGACACUGAUUCAUGGUCUGCUAUGCGGGAGGAUGAUGCCACUUUUGCAGCUCGUGUCAAAGAGGAGGAACAGAAGAUAUUGAAUCUAGUGGUGGACCGUCACUCUCUCCAAGCAACUCCAGACACAACUCCUGGUAGAACACCAACAGAAGAGAGCACUCCAAACAGUGAGCCCAACCCUUUUCUGUUCCAAGAGGGGAAGCUCUUUGAGAUGACCCGGAGUGGUGCUAUUGACAUGACUAAGAGAAACUAUGAGGAAGAGGGAGGUGGUUUUGCCUUUUUCCAGAUAAGUGAACAGCCUUUAGAGGAGCCUCACUUAGCUGAGGCCAGCCAAGAAGGUAGCAGAUCAGCAGCAGAACCUGUAGUUGGCCUCAAGCUAAUUCUAGAAGUGAAGCCUGAGGAAGGUGAAAAAUCUAAAGAAACACCUGAUUCUCAGCUUCAGUCCCCACCUGAUGGUGAUCAGACACCCUCUAAAGCUGAUGCUUCCAAAUCUAAAAUCCCUAAAAUGGGCAUUUUGGCUUCAGCCAAAUCUACAAAGAAAGAUCAGACAUCCCCUGAAACUGUAAAUACUAAAACAGACAAAAAUGAAAAUGAAGGAUCCUUUGAUUUAGACACAAGUUUCUCUGGCCAAAUGAUAACAAAUGUACAGACAGCAGAAACUACAGUAACUAGAUCUGUUUACUCUGAGCAGGGCCAAGAGUCCUCUGACUCCUCUCCAGAGGAACCACAGUCAGUGAUAGAAACCCCAAAACCAACAGGCAAGGCUAAACAAAGUGCUUCCACUAGCGUUAAAAAGACUCCAGUCAAAACACAAGCUAAGUCUGCUACUCAAGGUAGGGGUAAAUCCACAAUCCCCUCUCCAUCUAAUGUAACAUCCUCCUCAACCACUCUUAAAAAAGAGGCCUCCUUUACAUCUGAAUCUAAAUCUAAAAUUCCCAUCAAGGCUAGCACUAUAAAGCCUGAUUCUACUUUGAAACGUGUUGAAUCUAACCUGGACAAAAAGCUUAAAGUCCUAAAAAAGGAUACAAGAAGAAAAUCUGAGACGGACGCAGGUCCCUCUGUGGAUGUCAAAUCCAAGACACCUUCUUCCAAAGCCAAGAGCUUCUGUGAGGGGGAGUCUACCGGACCUACUGCUAAAAAAAAACAGGGUCGUGUUGAGCCAGGAAAACCUAAAGGCUUCCAAUCCAGAUUGCCAGUCCGGGGCAAAAGUGGUCAGUCAUCUCAUCCACCAGCACCCACUAAAGAGAAAAGUGAGCCACGGAAAAAGUCCAUUGAAUUCUUUGAGGAGAUAAGUGAUGAGGCCGCAAAACUUGUGGCAAGGUUGGCACAGGCUGAGACAGAGAAUGAACAAGAGGCUGCAGCCGCCAACUCAGAUGAUGAUAGCAGUCUCAUUGAUCCAUCAAGCAUAGAAAGAGAAACUUUCUCUGAGAUGCAGUUCCCUCCUUCAGGAGACGUCUUUCCUAUUAGACCACUGUGGGAUGACCCUGUUGAGAGACAGAUGCAGCGAAUUCCAGACGAUAAAGUCCAAAGUAAAGUAGACCCAAAGGAUGAAGCAGAGAGAAAAGAGCAACGGUUGGUCAUUAUGGCUGACCACUUGGGCUUCAGCUGGACUGAAUUGGCACGAGAACUAGACUUCAGUGAGGAGAGGAUCAACCUGAUAAGGAUUGAAAACCCCAACUCACUGCAAGACCAAAGCCAUGCCCUUUUGAAACUCUGGGCUGAGAGGGAGGGAAAGCACGCCACAGAAACGACAUUGAUCAAAAGACUGACAAAUAUCAACCGGAUGGACAUUGUUCAUCUCAUUGAAACCAAGAUCAUCAAGUCCACUCAGGAGGAGACAUCAUCACAUACCUAUGCAGAAAUUGAGCGGACAAUAGCACUGGACCAUAGUGAAGGUUUCUCUGCCCUUCAUGAAGACAUUGAAAGCCCUAGGCCAGGCAGGCGCACAAAGACUGCACCUAGGAGUCCAGGCUCAGGACAAGAGGUACCCAUGGUGUCAGCAGAGGACCUGUCCUGUUUGUCAUCACUUCAAGAGACGACAGGACGACUGGAGACAGACUCAACAGCAACAGGCCUUCAUAGAAAUGCCAAGAAAGAGAAAUUACAAAAAGAGACAACAUUCUCAUCACAAAGAACAUACAAGGAAAUGACAGACUCGGUACACACAGGCAGUUUUAAACAAGAGAUAGCAGAGCAACUAGGGAUGCUGUCCUCUGAUAGCUCAGAGGAGGAGGUGCUGACCACCAGGGUGGUCCGACGCAGAGUAAUCAUUCAGGCUGAUAACCUUCCGGAUAUCCCAUCACAGACUGUCACAGAGGAGAAGUACAUGGAUGAGCACGGGAACAUGGUAGUCAAGAAAAUCACACGGAAGGUCAUUCAUAAAUACGUAUCUGCAGAUGGCAUGGAGUCACAGGAGGUGAGCAUCGAGGGCUCUCACCAGGAGACGGUGCAUAUCGAGGAAGGAGACACUGUGUCCAGAGUGGUGAAGAGAACUGUGCUUCACAGUGAGGGAGAUCAGAAAGAGCUGACAUUCUUGAAGCCCCCGGCCCUGGGCACCGCCACAUCAUCAGAGUUUGAGAUGGAGCCGGUGCAGGGUCGAAAGGUCAGCAAGGUUGUCAAGACGACGGUGGUGAAAGGCAAGAGGAUGGAGAAGCAAACGGGAGACCCCUCACUGGCUGCAGACCUCCCGUCAGCCAGAGAGGACUUUGAGAAGGCUUUGAGUUAUGCCGGAGGCUUUGGGAAAGCAUUCCUGCCUCAUGUAGUAGAGAAAGAGCUUGUGCAGGACGACGGCUGUGUGGUUAGAAGAAGCCACAUGCGUAAGUCGCGAACCCAGAAGAGGACUGUGGUGAGGGAUGACCAGGGGAAGCAUGUGCACCUGGAGCGUCUGGACGACACCCCAGACGCUCGGCACCCUGACGCCCUGCAGCAGUACCUACACCGACUGCUCCAAGACUACUGUGAGGACAACCAGGAGGAGGAGGAGGAGGAGAGCUUAGACUGAGCAGCGGCUUCCACUGAUCCUCUCCCUGCAUCUCCCACUGAAGCCUUUGGCGACGAAUGCUUCCUCAGAUCAAAAUGUUCCACAUCCCCCCCCCCCUGUUGUCUUCGCUGAGACCACUGGACUUUUUCUCCUCUUUUUGUCGAAUUAUGGAAAAGUAUUUUGUGCUUUUACGCUCUUCCCUCCGUCACAUUGUGGUUCAUUUGCUCUUUUUGUAACCAAAGAUAGCGCCCAUUUUUUUGUCGGAAUUCUUUUUACAUUUCGGCUGCUGUGGCAUGGUUGAGGUACGAAGCACAAAAGGGGGGGCUUCUGGGACAUUUCGCUUCACGCAUGGGCCUCUUGAUGAAGAACCCUUGUAAAACCUUUGUAAAUAGAGGAGGUGAAAAGAUCUUGCUUGGACUGGAAAAAAAGUGAAAGUGUGUUUCAUUGUGGACUCUUUUUACACAGCCAAACAUCAACCCGCUGAUCUGUUUACAAUGGCUGUGAGCACACUUUUUUCUUCCCAUGAUGCAUCUGUCCUUUUUUUUUUGCUUCAUGUGUCCAUCCCACGUGUGUCAUGCAUUCACAGUUUGUCAGCCACAGAGCUGCCACCUCUGUGUGUGUGUGUGUGUGUGUGUGUAUAUAUUUAUACAGCGUAUCUAUUGAAAAGAAAAGUACUAUCGAGAAAUGUUUUGAUGCAGAUCAAGCACUUAACCCCGCUGUCCUCGUACACGUAGUAGCUUCUGUCGUUUGUGUUUCACCCUGUGCUGCUUCUCUCUUCACCUCAAACUGCAGCGGUGCUCAUGUUACUGUCCUCCACGAAGCCUUGUAAAGGAGAAGUCUGGCUAAGUUUUUCUUAUUGUCAACAAAUCCCAUUAAGCAACAAUGAAUGUUUCCUGAUAACAAGUCCUGUGUGUUUCAAAGCCUGAUUUUUCUUUUCCCUCUGUUGUAUAAAGCUAUUAAAAACACAUGUUGCACAUGAACAUAUUGGGGCAAUUAACAGAACAUUAUGUACAAUGUUCCAAAGAUUUGAUUCAUUAGCAGUUUUAUGUAUAUAUAUUCUAUAACUUCACUUUGUCUCUUUUCCAGAAGAUUAGAAACAUAAUUUUUUGGGACUUGAGUAAUUUUUUGGGGGGGGGGUUUCAUUUAUGUCUGUUGUUUUUCAGCAAUUAUAAAGUUUUAUUUGUCUUUAAGUGUAAUUUCUAUUCAGUUACAUCUGAUCACUGUGUUGAGCAGAAAAUAUAAAAUGUAUAACACCCCAACAAAUGCACUAUUUCCCCCUGUUUGUGUAAUGUUCUUUAACAACUACAGCAUAAAAAACAUUACACAUGUGGGAUGUUUUAUAAGUCUUCAGUAGAAAGCUCUGGGCCUGGAGCUGAGAGUCCCAGUCAGGUUGGGGUCAGACAGACUGAACAUUGUUGCAUGUGGUCUUUUCAUGAGAUUUGUUGACACUAAUAAAAAACGACUAACACCAGACUUGUCUUCUAAGAUUUAAGUCAUCACACAUAACAGGUAGAUGCUUUGCUUUAACUUCUGUUGAUUUUACUUUUUCUUGUUAUCACUACUCUCAAAAGAAUUGACAUAUCAACCUAAAAACCGAGCAAAGCCCGACUUCCACUGACUGCAGUUAUCACUUCUGUAAUUCCUUAUUUAUUUACUAUUGUCCAUUAAUGAUCCAUGUACAGUAUACUCUAGCAGUUGAAGUUGAGAGUGGUGUUUGUUUGGGUGUGUGUUUGAAUGUAUUCUAAAGCUAACAGUAAAGACAAAUGACCAUCAUAGACAAAGAGUUUUACUGAUUUGAAAGUUGGUUGAAAAGCAUUCAGACUGAUAAAGUAUGUUUGGUGUUGCUCUACAGUUGCGACUUUGUCUAUGUAACAAUACGAUCCUCAUGUUGCCAUGUAAUUUGAAUGUGAUCCAUUGGAAGACAACAAAAAAAAAAGAUUAAUUCAAAUCAAACCAAUUGAUUUGAUAAAUGAGCACCUUCAUGGUGAUGACAAUAUAUACUUAUUAACAGCGCGGGGCAUGUAUGACUUUAUCAAAUUAUUACUAGAAAAAGGGACCUGAAACGCUAACAAGGCAUAGCAGCUGCAGUGUGUACAUGGCAGCACAAUAAAAUUGUAUGUGUCAAA
Messenger RNA from Scophthalmus maximus (turbot), 13004 nucleotides. It is a transcript of the gene ank2b, whose product is annotated as ankyrin 2b, neuronal. The record is from RefSeq and is a predicted model, not a curated record. NCBI's taxonomy places the organism in Eukaryota, Metazoa, Chordata, Actinopteri, Pleuronectiformes, Scophthalmidae. The transcript is spliced from 53 exons. Gene Ontology annotation, cellular component: T-tubule. Gene Ontology annotation, biological process: signal transduction; protein localization to T-tubule; regulation of cardiac muscle contraction. Bases 283 to 10899 code for a protein of 3538 amino acids. Gene Ontology annotation, molecular function: protein binding.